AAAAUGACUGAUGAAUUUAAUGUAACAUGGAUAACUUUUGGAGGACAUGUAGAAUUACAAAAAUACCGAUUUCUGUAUUUUGUGAUCAUGUUUAUUAUAUACAUUUUAAUUAUUUGCAGUAAUUUGACCAUCUUUUGUCUCAUCUGGAUUCAGAAAAGUCUUCAUGAGCCUAUGUAUGUUCUCAUUGCAGCUUUGCUCUUUAAUUCACUUCUUUUCAGCACCAACAUCUACCCAAAACUGUUGAUUGACUUUUUAUCUGACAAGCAGAUUAUAUCCAUUUCCCUGUGUCAUUUUCAGAGUUUUGUUUAUUACACGCUAUGUGGUUCUGAAUUCUUGUUGCUGUCAGCCAUGGCCUAUGACAGAUAUGUGUCUAUAUGUAAACCACUGCAAUAUCAAACUAUAAUGAGCAAAACCACAGUGACUGUUCUGCUGGUUUUAUCUUGGCUGCUGCCUGCCUGUCAGCUUGUGCCGUCACUGUUUAUCAGCCACAGUUCAAACGUCUGUAAUCUUACUUUAAAUGGAAUCUUCUGCAACAAUGCAGUUUCACAACUUUACUGUUUAAGUUCAAAAACUUCAUAUAUUACCUAUGGUGUGUUUAUUGCACUUAACACUGUUUUCUUCCCCAUACUUUUUAUUAUUUUUACCUAUACAAAAAUAUUAAUAAUAACCUUUAAGAGCUCCAUAAAUGUAAGAAGAAAAGCCGCCCAAACUUGUUCACCUCACCUGUUGGUUCUAAUCAGCUUUUCAUGUUUGUGUUCAUAUGAUAUCGUAAUAGCUCGAAUGAAUGUUGAUUUCCACAAAACAGCUCGUUUUAUUAUGACUUUACAAGUGGUUCUAUAUCACCCUCUCUUUAAUCCUAUUAUAUAUGGACUAAAGAUGAAAACAAUCUCUCAACAUCUUAAAACACUUUUUUUUCAUGGAAAAUUCAGAAAUCAUGUUUGA
This is a messenger RNA of Nematolebias whitei (Rio pearlfish), 942 nucleotides long. RefSeq names its product olfactory receptor 13C2-like. Gene Ontology annotation, cellular component: membrane. The transcript has a single exon. Gene Ontology annotation, molecular function: G protein-coupled receptor activity; olfactory receptor activity. The coding region runs from base 4 to 942 and encodes 312 amino acids. Gene Ontology annotation, biological process: G protein-coupled receptor signaling pathway. The record is from RefSeq and is a predicted model, not a curated record. Lineage: Eukaryota; Metazoa; Chordata; Actinopteri; Cyprinodontiformes; Rivulidae.